Aspergillus heteromorphus CBS 117.55 is the source of this 858-nucleotide messenger RNA. Its product is annotated as flavin reductase family protein. NCBI's taxonomy places the organism in Eukaryota, Fungi, Ascomycota, Eurotiomycetes, Eurotiales, Aspergillaceae. The transcript is spliced from 2 exons. The record is from RefSeq and is a predicted model, not a curated record. The coding region runs from base 1 to 858 and encodes 285 amino acids. Gene Ontology annotation, molecular function: FMN binding.
AUGCCUCGCAAACGGACCACCGCGGAAGAAGGAGAUACUGGAUUGCAGCCUCUGAGCAAGCCAGACCUAGAACGGGCGAGCAAGCGAUCGAAAUCUGACCUCAGGGCUAGCAUGCAGAGGCAGAGGUGGAGGAGGGACGGCCUGGACCAAUUCCUCCCCUAUCCGAUCCAUCAGGUCAAUCGCCUCCUGGAGCCCGGGCCUGUCGUACUCGUGACUACGGGGUCCCUGGCCAACCGGACGCACAACAUCAUGACCAUGGGGUUCCACAUGAUGAUUCAGCACGAAGAGCCAACGCUGAUCGGGGCCUGCAUUGGCCCGUGGGACAAGAGCUACGAUACCUUGAAGAAGACGGGCGAGUGUGUGCUUGCCAUUCCCGCGGUGGAGAUGUUGGAGAAGGCCGUUGACAUUGGAAACUGCAGUGGCGAGGAUGUCGAUAAGUGGGAGACAUUCGGGAUCAACCCUGUCCCAGCACCGGAGUAUGUUUCAGAUUCUGGGUCCGCAGAGGAGGAAGAGGGAAAGGGGGAAGAGGAGGAAAGGGCACAGACACGGGCACCAUUGGUUGGAGGGGAGGACGUUGUGGCUAAUAUCCAGUGUGUGGUGCAGGAUCGAGCGUUGGUGGCGAAGUACAACCUGUGGGUGCUGAGGGUGGUUGGAGCAUGGGUGAAUAGGGAUAUGGAUUUAGAAUAUGGCCAGGGGAGUAAGAACGCAGGAGACGAGAAGAACUCUGUUGGUGGCAGAGAGCUAGGGGUGAGGGAAAUGAAGAUGGCUCACCAUCGCGGGGAUGGCAGAUUCGUGGUGGACGGAAAGGAGGUGGAUCUGAGGGCCAGAAUGGUCAAGUGGAAGGAGUUUCAGGAUUAG